Messenger RNA from Rotaria sp. Silwood1, 303 nucleotides. The record is from the annotation of a GenBank genome assembly. NCBI's taxonomy places the organism in Eukaryota, Metazoa, Rotifera, Eurotatoria, Philodinida, Philodinidae.
AUGUGGCCACCUAAACGCAAUGAAUUAUUAACAGUAUCCGUGUCAGGUGUAGCAAAAGAAUCAUUUAUAUAUGGUAAUUAUAAUAAGACAAUCGUUUAUCGAGGAUAUUCUUUACCAUCAAUAAUUGGACCAUUAGAUGAUCUCGGAAUUAAAUUACCUACACAUCCUGGUCCAUUGAAAAUGAUUAUAUUUAAUGCUACAAUACCCGAAGUGGCCCCCGAAGGACAAUAUGAUUUAUAUGUCAAAGCAAGUGAACAAGAUCAUUUUGAAGUACUAUGUGUUAAAAUUAGUUGGGAAUUAUGA